UUAAUAUUUCUUUUUCUCUAAUCCUCUCUCAUCUCCGACGUCGGCCGUUUCUUUUUUAAUUUGAUUUUACAAAUUAAAUAAAAAGAGGUUGAUUCAAAAGAUCGAGAAGGUACCUGAAUCGUUUUCUUCUGAACAGAUGAGAAUCGGCGGCGUGGAGAUUAUGCAAUAUGCGUCGGAGAUGAUGACGAUGACGUCAUCUUCCUCGGCGGUGGAAGCGUUGAAUCUCAAGGAAGCUUCGAGCUGGUGGACGGAUGUAAACGAGUCGCCGAUUUGGCAGGAUCGUAUCUUCCAUGCUCUCGCUGUUCUCUACGGAAUCGUCUCCAUCGUCGCUGUGAUACAACUUGUGAGAAUCCAAUUGAGAGUUCCUGAGUAUGGAUGGACGACGCAGAAGGUCUUUCACUUCCUUAAUUUCGUUGUGAACGGAGUGAGGGCUGUGGUUUUUGUGUUUAGAAGAGAUGUGCAGUUCAUGCAUCCAGAGAUACUGCAACAUAUCUUGCUUGAUAUCCCAAGUCUUGCUUUCUUCACCACCUAUGCUCUUCUAGUCCUCUUCUGGGCAGAAAUUUACUAUCAGGCGCGUGCUGUGUCCACUGAUGGACUGAGACCAGGCUUCUUCACAAUUAAUGCUGUUGUUUAUGUAGUUCAGAUUGCUCUUUGGUUGGUUUUGUGGUGGAAGCCUGUUCGUGUUAUGGUAAUCCUGUCAAAAAUGUUCUUUGCUGGUGCUUCUUUGUUUGCUGCCCUUGGAUUUUUACUUUACGGUGGAAGGCUUUUCCUGAUGUUGCAACGGUUUCCAGUAGAAUCAAAAGGGCGGCGCAAGAAGCUGCAGGAGGUUGGUUACGUGACGACCAUAUGCUUUACGUGUUUCCUCAUCAGAUGUAUCAUGAUGUGUUUUGCUGCUUUCGACGAGGGGGCAAACCUUGACGUGUUGGAUCAUCCCAUCCUUAACUUCAUAUAUUACCUGUUGGUAGAGAUAUUACCUUCCUCUCUAGUCCUCUUCAUAUUGAGAAAGCUACCACCAAAGCGAGGCAUCACACAAUACCAUCAGAUUCGCUGAAAUGUAAAGACACGACAACUACUGAUCAGCGAAGAUGUUUCUUUUAUCGGAUGUGAUCAGUCUUUUUUGGUUGAUGUGGCCUGAGGGUCUUGUUCCCUUUAUAGGUAAUGUUGUAAAGAAAUGUUAAAAACGUAUCAAAGUAAUUAUCAUAUAAAAAAUCUCAAAUUCAUUGUUUUACUUAUUUAUUUGUGCUAAGUAGUUUAAAAGUUUCUCUUAAAAUAGCGGUAGUGUC
Molecule: messenger RNA, 1283 nt
Organism: Eruca vesicaria subsp. sativa (arugula)
Lineage: Eukaryota; Viridiplantae; Streptophyta; Magnoliopsida; Brassicales; Brassicaceae
Source: the annotation of a GenBank genome assembly